UUUCACACCUCAAACAAUUGGAAGAAAGAGUUGAAUCCGAUUAUGCGAAUAAUCAGCGAGUUGCGAGGGGCGAAGAAAAUGACGGAAUUAAACGAGAUUUACGAAACGGUGUAAUAGUUGCUUUAUCAACUAUCAUCGGUGCCUUAAUUGGUGGAGAUUGGGGAGCGAUUAUUUUCUUUUUUGGUGGAAUAAUUGCUUGGGAACCGAUUUAUACUAGUUCAGUCGAAAAGAAUAAGGGUUCAGGCCAAGGAGCGAUGGCGGGAGGAGGCACCAAAGAUAUCCCUAUAAUUGGUAAUGUAAUUCCUGGAAAUUUCCAAGGUGGAAUAAUGGGCGGAACUCACAGUGGCAGCACUAGCGGAGAACAAGUAAAAAUUAUGGAAAUUCAAAAAGUUAAAGUAAGUAAUUGUAAUAAUUGUUGGGAACCAAUUAGCGAGGAAUUAGAAGAUAGCAAAGCAAGACCAAUCAAUUGGUGGUUAUGGGGAACUUUACUUUAUUUAAUUUUAGUUGUUUCGGCGGUUUUUAAUUAUGAAGAACAUAGCCGAGGGGGAAAUGCUUUACAGCUUUUUGGCGAGAUAGGAAUUUCUGAACGAGU
Molecule: messenger RNA, 592 nt
Organism: Cetraspora pellucida
Lineage: Eukaryota; Fungi; Glomeromycota; Glomeromycetes; Diversisporales; Gigasporaceae
Source: the annotation of a GenBank genome assembly